AGUAUCUUCAUAUAUCAUUAAACCUGAUGAUAUCAUAUCGGUUCUUGGUUCUUUCCAAGCCGAUACCUCAUAUCCAAGUAAUUUAAAUCGUGUGUUACAGCCUCGUGAAAUAUCAAUGCUCGUUGAAUAUUUAUCCAACUAUUUACGAUUUGUUGCUAAUGAUGCGUCAAAUGUUAUCGAUGUUAUCAAGCAUUUACCAAUUUUUUCCGAAGUUGGCAAUGCUACACCAAUUUCGUUAAUCGGAAAUCAAAAUUGGUAUCUUCUUCCUUAUGGUGAAAAUAAUUCAUAUGGCGAAAUCAUCUAUCCAAGUGAAAGAGGAAAAUUUCUUAAUUCGGCUUCACCAAAUUUGCGUUAUAUAUUGGAAGAUAUUAUUAAAGUUCCUCGAUUGGAUUCAUACAACUACUGGCAAAAUUAUGUUAUACCGUUUCUCAAGUCACAACCACAAAGGGACAUUGACAUUAUAAUUGACAAACUACUUUUUGAUAAAUCACCAUCCCUACUUAAUGAAUUGAAGGAUUCCCUUGGAGAGACUUCUUUCAUACCUGUUGGUACACUUGAAAUGUCACAGCAAAAACUUAUUUCUUCAAACAUAAAGUUGGCUAACCCAACAGAACUAUUUGAUCCGGAAGAUGAAGCAAUAAUCAGUCUAUUUUUUGAGGACGAACAUGUCUUUCCUACCGGCAAAUACGGCGACCCUAGAUAUUUCUCAAGUUUGAAAUUUUUGGGAAUGAAAUCAAUUCUUUCUCCUAAUGAUAUAAUUUCUCGAAUUAACACGAUCGUAACAAGAGUUCAAAAUCCUGCAAUUGAUGAUGAUUUAAUUCGUACCAAAGCGUUGAACCUAUUUAAAUAUCUUGACGAAAGAUGGGAUCAAUUGAAUGAUAAUAGUUAUGAAUUUAUGUAUGCUAUUUUACGAAAUGAAUGGAUCCCUACUAUUGAUAAUUCUGGGCGUCAUAUCUUUUCGAGACUUAAAAAUUGUUAUUGCAAAAAGUAUAAAAAUCUAGUUGGUUUGAUUGCACCAACUCUGGAUUAUGAUGCCAGUAAUUACGAAUUUUUAAAAAUUUUAGAGCAACCCGAUAUUAAAAUGGUUCUAAAACAGUUGGAAAUUUGUUAUAACGGUUUAGCAAAACAUCAGACACCAGAUGAGUUGAAAAUCAUUUGUAACGCGAUUUACGAGUAUAUGAAUAAACUUUUCCAUAGAAGAAAUUUCCGCCUUAUUAUAAAACUUGAAUUAGAACAUAAACCGUGGAUAUUUUAUGGAAAUCAAUUUUAUACAAUUGAUAAAAUCUUCACUCGACUUCCAAACGAAUUUAAGGAUAAUGGCUCAUUAAUUGAACUUCCUUUAGAAUAUGCAGUUCAGUUUGGGUCCAUGUUCAAAUCCAUGGGAGUUCAAGAUGAAAUCGGGGUCAACGGUUUGAUUUUGAUUAUUAAUAAUAUGGUGAAGGGGGACGAGAAUAGAAUUUUAUCAACCAAGGAAGUACAAAAGGUCAUUCAAUUUCUUGAACGAAUUGCAACGUUACAAAUGGAAAAUAGAAGAGAAGGAAAGAGUCCUGAAAGUUUGGACGGACUAUUAAUUCCAAGUACUGAUAACAAACUCGUUAACUU
This is a messenger RNA of Funneliformis caledonium, 1602 nucleotides long. Lineage: Eukaryota; Fungi; Glomeromycota; Glomeromycetes; Glomerales; Glomeraceae. The record is from the annotation of a GenBank genome assembly.